CCAAGUCACAACUCAAAACCAACAAAUUUACAAAAAGGAAAAAAAACAUACAAAAAUGAGUGUUGAGUUGUUAGAUGGUGCCAUCAUUCUCGGCUUUAUCGAAGACGAUGAAGCGUUCAAUGGUUCGGUACAAGAUCGGUUCGCUUACUUGGAUACGAACCAUGACGGGCAGUUGUCAUAUUCGGAGAUGUUGAAAGAACUACAGUCUUUAAGAAUGAUUGAAACCCAUUUUGGGAUUGAUGUGAAACCCGACCCUGAAGAGCUCUCUCAUGUCUAUGACUCGUUGUUUCUUCAGUUUGACCGUGAUUCAAAUGGAGCGGUGGAUUUGGAGGAGUUUAAAGCCGAGACAAAGAGGAUGAUGCUUGCUAUGGCGAAUGAUCUCGGUUUGUUGCCUGUUCAGAUGAUAUUAGAUGAAGAUAGUUUCUUGAAGAAAGCGGUUGAGAGGGAGGUUAUGAAGUUGAAUUCUAAUGUAUCUACUUAAUUUGUGUACCUUUUCCAAAAUUUUGGUGUCCUAUAUAUGGUUUUGUAUUUGCUAACAAGAAAUAAAAGAGUGUGCAAUAAAAUAAAAUAAAUUGUCAUGUAUA
Helianthus annuus (common sunflower) is the source of this 584-nucleotide messenger RNA. RefSeq lists its product as uncharacterized. The record is from RefSeq and is a predicted model, not a curated record. The coding region runs from base 56 to 481 and encodes 141 amino acids. The transcript has a single exon. Gene Ontology annotation, molecular function: calcium ion binding. NCBI's taxonomy places the organism in Eukaryota, Viridiplantae, Streptophyta, Magnoliopsida, Asterales, Asteraceae.